Molecule: messenger RNA, 3681 nt
Organism: Cynoglossus semilaevis (tongue sole)
Lineage: Eukaryota; Metazoa; Chordata; Actinopteri; Pleuronectiformes; Cynoglossidae
Gene: pggt1b
Product: protein geranylgeranyltransferase type I, beta subunit
Exons: 9
Coding region: 28-1134 (368 amino acids)
Biological process (GO): protein geranylgeranylation
Cellular component (GO): CAAX-protein geranylgeranyltransferase complex
Molecular function (GO): CAAX-protein geranylgeranyltransferase activity
Source: RefSeq, a predicted model, not a curated record
UGAUUUCUCAUAGGUGCGGGUUCAAAGAUGGCGGAAGAGGAGAGUCACUUAGAAGAAUUUGAGCAAAUAGACUUUUUAAGAGAUCGACAUGUUCGUUUCUUCCGGAGAACACUGCAGGUGUUACCUGAGAGAUAUGCCUCACUGGAAACGACCAGGUUAACAAUCAUAUUUUUCGCUCUGUCUGGUCUCGAUGUUCUGGAUGCCCUUGAUGUGAUUGAUAGGAACACAAUGAUUGAUUGGAUCUACUCACUACAGGUCAUGCCUACAGAGGAUGAAUCCAACCUCAGUCGAUGUGGUUUUAGAGGCUCGUCACAUAUUGGAAUUCCUUACAGCAUGAAGGGUCCAGGUGUUUUUCAUCCAUACGACAGUGGCCAUGUGGCUAUGACCUACACUGGGCUGUGCUCACUGCUCAUCCUGGGAGAUGACCUGAGCAGAGUCAACAAAAAGGCCUGUCUGGCCGGUCUCAGAGCGCUACAGCUGGAGGACGGCAGUUUCUAUGCAGUGCCAGAAGGCAGUGAAAAUGACAUUCGCUUCAUUUACUGUGCAGCCAGUAUCUGUUAUAUACUGGAUGACUGGUCAGGUAUGGACAUCGAGAAGGCCAUUGACUACAUCAGAGGAAGUUUGACCUACGACAAUGGAUUUGGACAGGGAGCAGGACGAGAGUCUCAUGGUGGCUGGACGUACUGUGCCAUAGCCUCUCUGUGUCUGAUGGGUCGCCUGGAGGAGGCGCUGAGUCAGCGGGAGCUGGACAGAAUACGACGCUGGUGCGUCAUGAGGCAGCAGAACGGCUUCCAUGGACGCCCCAAUAAGCCUGUGGACACGUGCUACUCCUUCUGGGUCGGAGCUACACUAGAGCUGUUAAAUGUGUUCCAGUACACAAACUUUGACAAGAACAGGAGCUUCAUCCUGUCCACACAGGAUUGGCUGGUGGGGGGAUUUGCAAAAUGGCCCGAUAGCCAUCCAGACCCUCUCCAUGCCUACUUAGGUUUGUGUGGUUUGUCACUGAUUGGUGAGCCCGACCUAAGGAAGGUCCACCCAGCUCUUAACAUCACCCAGAGAGCCUUUGAGCACCUCCAGCAGCUGCAGCAGACAUGGAGGGACAGCAGCGACGGUGGCUGUAGUGGACAGCACUGACAUCAGGAUGAUCUAUUUGGUCUGCCUCAGAACAGGUUCAGUCAAUAAUGUCCAACAGCAGUCAACCGUUACUGGACUUGUGUGUGUCUCAGUGAGGUUUGACCUCUUAACCUCAAGGCCAUUCUCCUUCACGAAGUCGUGACCUUUUUCAGAGACUGUGGUUUCACAGAAGUUACUGUGAGCGCAUCUCAUGAUCACUGAAAGCAACUCUUCUGCUAAACAAUACACACCUCACUUUGCUGCCUUUUUAAGUAGAAGCUAAUAGCUAAAUAUGUUUGCAUUGUUGUUUGUUUGGGAAUAAAAUAUGUGCCAGAAAGUCAUACUUUCACAAGUCAAACUUGAGCUCACAAUGAACUUGAAUAAGCUCCAGGUUACCCCUGUAGUCCAUAGAUAAUGUUUUUGAUGUUUUUAUGAGUUGUCUAGGCCUUAAAAUGCAUGCAGAAUCAGCAAUACAAUAUGUUCUUCACUUUCUUUUAAACAUUAAUACAACUGUAUCCCUUCACAUAGAUGUUAAGAAACAGCCUUAAGUCUGAGUUGCAUUUCAACAUCAUAAGAGCUAAAUCAAACAACCUGGAAUAACAUCACACUGCUCUUAUUUAUUCAUCUUUGACAGAGGCGGAGCUAAAACAUAUCCUAGUGGUAGGGCCAGCCCUCCACAGAGCCACAUUUUGAAUUAACCAUGUUUAUAAUAGCGAUGUCCGAUAUUAACUUUUUGCAGAUAUACCGAUAUUGUCUAAAGACUUAAAUUUUGAUUCAGAUAUCAACUGAUACCAAUAUAUGUAACUGUUUGGGUUAAAGCAGUGCUUCUCAAAUAGUGGGGCAGGUCCCCCUUGGGGGGGCGCGAUGAGGUGCCGGGGGAGAAUGUGAGGGGCUUCCAAUGGAAUAUGGCACGCUAGACAUAAUCGUAACACUGCUGUAAUGCAUGAAUGAUAACAAGCCUCCAGUCACUUGGUGGCAGCAACUCAUACAGUGGGUUGUACAGAUAAAAAUAUAGAUGACAGAAAAUAAUUGAGAGCCACUGGGUUAAAGGGAGAAGAUAUGUUUCAUUGUGUGCAGUUUUGUGAUUUGUCACAAUGAUAAUAGUGUGCACAAAACAAAUAAUAGUUUCACUUUAACUUCAAAACUAUUUUUAGGUCACAUCAUAUGGGCAAAACCCAAGUUAGGCUUUACACAAUCUUCAUGAUUUGGGCUCUGCACGCCACCACAUUGGAUUUGAAAUGAAACAACUACAACGUAAUUGAAGUGCAGACUUUAAGGUUUAAUCCAAGGGGUUGAACAGUACAAAGUACAUGAUUAAACAUGCAGGAAUUGUAGCUAUUUAUACAAACGCUCCUCAAUUCAGGGGCUCAAAAGUAAUUGGACAAAUAAACAUAACCCUAAGCGAAAUGUUACUUUUCAAUAUUUUGUUGAGAAUCCUUUGCAGGCAAUGACUGCCUGAAGUCUGGAAGCCAUGGACAUCACCAAACGCUGGGUUUCCUCCUUUGUGAUGCUCUGCCAGGCCUUUACUGCAGUCUUCAGUUGUUGCUUGUUUGUGGGUCUUUCUACCUUAAGUUUUGUCUUGAGCAAAGUGAUUAACUUUCUGCUCAGAUUCAGCCAAAUGCAGCAAAGUUGAUUGGAUGGCGCCUCACAGUACAGAUGAUCCAAAACAUGCCAUCAUGCUGUGCUUUUAUUUUCCAAUGUAAAACAAAAGGGAUGAUUAUUUAGGGACUAAAGACAAAACACUGUCUUUUUUUGGAUUUACACUCCUGAAAAGGAACUGCUAAUUUAGUCUCCCCAGGUAGUUCCACACUGCAAUCGUUAUGCAGCUCUUCAACUUUUUAAGUCCCUCAAGCUCUUCACAUCCAAAGGUGAAACCAGUUGGCAGGUUUCACUCCCCUGAGCUUCUCUCCUCGGAAUCCCUAGGUUUAACUACUGCAGGCUUUUUUCAUUGAUCAGAGAAACUUUAAAUAACAAUAAUACUGGAAAAGCCAACAACCACCUCUGAGAUCACAAUUCCAACAAUUUAAAACCAUUUUAAACAACCAGACAAAAUAUAUUUAACUACAAGUCCUGCUGUGCCACAAUAAAGUAUACAGUAUUUAUAUGCGAUUUCCCUGAGGGCAACACUGAAAUAGAUUAGAUCUUAUGGAGGAUUCUUUUCCUCAAACAUCUUCUGAUCUGAGUUUCUGCUUCAAGGCUGUCUGGACUGAAAUCAGUAGUAAAAAACAACAUAGUGGCAUCAUAACCUUAGGCAGGUUUUUUUUUUGUUUGUUUGUUUGGUUUUUUUUGGAGAUCCAUAUAUUUUCAGAGCUGUAGGACAAAACAACAUGUUCAUUCUUCACUUGUUGGCAACAUCUCUUACGUUCCAACAGAAAUGACUGGAUUCCAAAAUGAGGAUCGAAAAGUAAAUAUCCACACUUUUAAAGCAACUAAAAAAACCAACAACUAUGUCUUAAAUAACUAUCAUUAAUCCUUAGCAAUUAUAUUUACAUCCUCUAUUUACAUUCCGUUAGACAAAAAUAAGAGUUUUAUUUUAUUUUUAUUAAUGAAUAUAUUUGAUUACCCCUU